Drosophila mojavensis is the source of this 8841-nucleotide messenger RNA. It is a transcript of the gene Jarid2, whose product is annotated as mucin-5AC. Gene Ontology annotation, molecular function: DNA binding; histone demethylase activity. Gene Ontology annotation, cellular component: nucleus. The transcript is spliced from 5 exons. The record is from RefSeq and is a predicted model, not a curated record. NCBI's taxonomy places the organism in Eukaryota, Metazoa, Arthropoda, Insecta, Diptera, Drosophilidae. The coding region runs from base 466 to 7788 and encodes 2440 amino acids. Gene Ontology annotation, biological process: chromatin remodeling.
UUAUAUGUACAUCUCUAAUGUCAUGGCGGACACAAAGCAAAGCGGUGGGGAAAAAAAAUUAUGUGCAAGCAGAAUGGAAAAUCUCACAUAAAAAAUUUAACUUUCUGCAGCCAGUGAAUUGUAAACUAAUAAUGUGUACGAUAACAGUAACAGUGAGACAAUAAUAUAUAUUUUAGUAUAUCAAUUACAAAGUGUACGGCUAGGUGAAAUAACGAAAAUAUGACGCGAAAAUAUGAUUUCAACUUCGUGCAGGCGCCACCAACAAAAUCAGUGUUUGUAGUGUCAGUGGAAAAUUGGCAAUUGCGUACGUUUAUGUAAAUGUUGAGUACGGGGGAAUAAAAACAAAUUGCAAUUAUCAUCUAAAUAUUAAAUUUUGUAUUAACUGUGUAUUAAUAACGGUCGUAUUUGCACGUCUCAAAGAGAAAAAUAUUGGGGGAAAAAGAGGCGCGAAAAAUUCGCAACAAAAUGGUUGUCUCAAAAGACAACAAGCGUCGCCGUAAGGAAACGGAGACCCCGCCAACGUCAUCGUCGUUGGCGGCAGCGGCGACCGUUGCUAUAGAGUCAUCACCUGAGAUGCCCAAAAGAACAAAGGUGCAGGCGCAGCGUAAAUUUGCACAAGGCCAGAGCGCGCCCACCGCUGCAGGCGGUUUCAGUGCGGUCAACGUUGCAGCAGCAGCAGCAUCCUCAGCGGCAGCGUCUGGACCUAGCACAUCCACUGAAAGCCACCAACCACCGAUUGAGAUAUUGCCAAAUAAGUGUCCCAAGGCACAUGAUUUUGUCACAUUUCUCUGUCUACGCGGCACCUCGGCUUUGCCCGCCCAUUUGGACUACUUGAAUCAGGGCAAGAGCAAGGCAAAUGAAGCUCCACCAGCCAGCGAUACCAGCAGCAACAGUAAAAAGAAGAAUAUUGGCAAAAAGAAACGCGGCAGACCAGCCAAAACAGCAGCAGCAACGGCAACAACCACAGCUAAAGCUAAAGUUGAGCAAAUGCAACAGCAACAGACGCAGCAACAACAGCAGCCGCAGUUGGUGCAGCCAGAACUGGGAACAGCGGAUAAAGCAGCUAGUGAUAAAACUGAAUCUGUGAAGCCUCUGCCAGCAGCUCCUCCUCCUGUGCUCCUGGCGGGCGCAGUGCGCAAGCGUGCCGAAGUAGUAGCCGAGGGCAAUAGACGAGGCGCCAGGCGCACUGAGAUCUUAAAGCGACGCUCGAAUCGCGCCAGCAAUAAGGAAAAGGAAGAUGAAUCAGAACAAACUAAAGAUGAUUCCGCUCAGCAAGGGGAAGACGAGGAAGAGGACGACGAUGAUGAGUUUUUCUCCGCCCACGAUGCGAGUUCACGUAAUGGUGGCGCUGAUGAGACCAAGUCGGAAACGACACACUCGAAUCCCAAACGCGGACGCAACCAGGCAAUAUCAGCAGCAGCGGCGGGUAGAAAAUCACGAGCGGCUGUCUCUCCAGCGGUGACCGAGAACAGCAGCAGCAAGGAUAAGGAAAAGGGUCCUGUGAAGCGGGUGCGGCAACGGGAAUCGCCUAUAUUCAUACCCUCGCCAGAGUCGUCGGGGCGUAUGACACGCCAGCGGGCUUUUUUUGAGCCCGUCAAGGUGCCGCCCAAACAGGAGCCGGACACGGAAGAUGAAAAGGAGAAGGAAAAGGAGGUGCAGGAGCAGAAGAAGCCCGCUGCAGCGACCGAGACCAAGAAGCGAGAGAUCAGCAAGGAGAAAACCAACUCAAGCAUUUAUGCCAAAGAUGCGGCCAAGAAGCAAUUAGAAAACGGAAGCACAACCUCAACUGUGACAGCGACCGAACAGCAGAAGGGGCUGAAUGUAUUCGACUUCAGUUCCGACGAUGAGCAGCCACUGGCCAAAGCCAUAAAGCUGAAGAAGGGCGCUAAAAAGAGUGCAGCAGGAACAGGCGCAACUGCAGCAGCAGCAGCCGCCACAAGCAACGCACGUGGGCGCAAGUCAGCAGGCGGAUCAGCAAAAAAACAGCAGCAGCAACGAGAAGAGGAGAAGGCAGAAGCAACGACACCCAGCAAGACGGAGGCGGAACAGUCCAAACCGAAGCGAGGAAAAGCGCUCAAAAAGAAAGCAGAAGAGGAAACUGAACAGCAGGAAGAAGGAGAUGGAGAGUCAGAAACAUCGCCGCCCUCGCCCAAGAAGCCGGCCCAGAGUGCUCGUCCCGUGCGUCGUCAGGCGCAGUCAAAGGCAAGCAAAGCCGAACGAUCAGUGAGUCCCAGUCCGCAGCGGAGUCAACGGCCGUCGCGAAAGACGAAGGAGGCGGCGGCUAUCUAUAUGGGCAUCAUUGGGCACAAGCUGCAGAUGGCGGACGAUGAGGAGGAUGACCUAUCGUUGAGCAGCUUUCCAGACAUACCUAAUGUCAAGCAAAUGGAGAAGAUGGAAAAGGAGAUGAAGAAAAAUGCGUCUGGCAAGUCAGGAACAGCAGAAAGUUCAAAAAAGUCUAAUAAAUCCGCAGCUGCAGCGGAGACGCAAAAUGCAGCAGGAGCAGCGGAAGCAACAACUGUAGUUGCAGAUGCCGAGCAGAAUCCGGCUCUAUCUUCACCAGAAGCGACAACAGCAGCAGCGCCGCCAGCCCCAGCGAGACGUGGUCGUCCGCCCAAGCAGGCAAAAGGGGCAACGGGUGGUGCGAGUGGAUCAGCGGCUCCGACUGGCAAGCCACAAAUUGAGGGCAUGCUGGUAAAAAAGGGUGCACUGGCCCUGGCCAAAGCCAAGUCCGAACAGCAGCAACAAAAAAACCAACAGCAGCAACAAAAAAACCAACAGCAGCAACAACAACAUCAGCAGCAACAGAAAGACGACUCCGAUGCGGAGGAGGAUUUUUUAAUCAAUGAGGAGCUAAACGAAACCAAGCGCAAGCUGGAAAAGAGUUUUAGCGACUCAGAUGACGAGCCAUUGGCCAUUAAAGUGCCCUCAGCAACAGCCACAGCAGCGGCAGCAGCAGCAGCUGCAGCAGCAACAACAACAGCAGCAGGAGCAGGAGAAGUGACGAUAACAACAACAACAGCAGCAACACCUGCAACAACAACCAAACCUUUGACCCCGCAACCCAGUUGUCCACCCACUGCGCAAGGCACCACGCAGCUAACGAUGCUGCCACUGACCGCCAAGCCCACGCCUUACUCCAUAUCGCCGCCCAGCUAUGCGUCGGCUGCAGCCACACUGAAGGCCAUGGAGAAGAAGUCGCCGGUGCCCACGUCGAAGAUACUUAAUGUGCCCGCCACGUAUGCGCUUCCAGGUGCUGCGGGCGGCGGUCUCAGUACGGCAGCUGUGGGAUUCGCGAAGACCUCAUCGUAUUUACCGCAAGCAUCGCCGCAUUAUCAUACGCCGUAUGUGCGACCCUCGACAUUUGGAGUUGCUGCAGCGGCGGCGGCAGCGGCAGCAGCUGCUGCUGGCAACAAGACGCCCCAACAUCAACAGCAGCAGCAACUAUCAUCAACAUUGGCCACAGCCAGCAGCGUGACAUCCCCGUUGAAAUAUCAGACGCCACCCACAACUUAUCCGCCGCCCAUUGAGGCGUAUCAGUGCCCCAAGAUAAAUCCCAAUUUUCUAACGCCCAAAUAUGAGCGCAGCAGUGUUCUGCCGCGCGCCAACAACAUUGUCAACAACAACAACAGCAUCGGCAGCGUGGCAGCGAGCAAUGCGCUGAGCAACAGCAGCUUUACGGCUACGACAGCAGCGCGCUCCACGAUCAACAGCCUCACGACGCCUGUGGCAGCCGCACCAAAGAGCGUAACAGUUAGUCAGAGUCAAAGUCUCAAUCUCAGUCUAAGUGCCACGCCUACGCCGAUGGCCUCCACAUCGGCGGCGGCAGCAGCUGCAGCGGCUGCUGCAGUUGCUUCGCAGCAACACCAACAUCAGCAACAGCAACAACAGUUGCAGCAGCAGCAACAACAACAACAACAACAGAAUCAACAACAGCAGCAAGCGUCGACAGCGCCAAGCCAACUGCAGCUGACAGCAGCAACAGUUGCAGCUGCAGCAGCAGCAACAACAACCACAGCAACACCUGCAACACAGACCAGCAACAGCAAUGCGGACCCGCUGAAAGAUGAAAUCGGCAGCAUCCUGGCACAGGCCACGCUCAUGCCCAGCAAAGAGGAGUCGGGCAAGAUUUUUGGCAUAGCCAGCGUUAGUUUGGCCCAAAGCUCCGGGCCGGACAACACCAAAUGCACGCUGGGAAAAUGUGGUUCCAUACACAAACCGGUGCUGGGGCCGGUGGUGCCCACCGAGGGAUACUUUGGCGAUCAGCUGUCGAGCAAGGAGCGACGCAAGGCCAAGGUGAACAUGACGCACGAGCAGAUACAAAAGUGGCUGAUCGAGUGCAGCUCGAAUCCGGACGAGAUCCAGGAUGAUCUGGACGACGAUUACGAUGACAGCUUGCGGCCGCAGCAGGCGCAAACUCCACCAGGACCCACCACCCGCGAUGACAAAGAGAGCACCAGCUUCAGCAGCUCCUCAAAGAAUACGCGCGGCGAGCUGGGCAAGAGCGAGAGCGCCUGGUCAGCCAAGGGCCCGUCCCUGAAGGCGACCCCAGUGCUAGUCAGCAGUGCUACAACGGCGGCAACAAUUGCUGGCAAUCGCAAGGAUACAGAGGCAGAGCCCGAAACUCUGGACUUUGACAAGUGCAUGACGCCCGUGAAUCUCACCCAGAAAUCGCAGCUGGAAACAUCGGCGGGAGACAAAAAGCCGAAGAAUGCAGCCAGCAAUAGUGCGAAGGCAGCUGCAACGCAGCCUGCUGCAGCAGCCGCUGGAGCGGGCAGCAAACGAAGCGCCACUGCCACGCCCACGCCCAGUGCAACGCCCACGCCGCCACCGCCGCCGCCCAGUAAACAGAAAGCAGCUAAUAAAAAGCAGACAAAUGCCGCCGCAGCGGCAGCAGCAGCAGCUGCUGCAAAACAAACAACGCCACCGCCCAGUCCGAGCAACACUAAAGCAGGAGCGUCAACGCCAGCCACGCCUACCAAGCGAACGCCUGUUUACCAGAGCCAGAGCAAGGCCAAGGCCCAAGCGCAGGCAGAAAGCAAGCAGCAGCAGCAGUCGACCAAAGUUGCCGAAAAAACUUCUAUUUAUGCCUUUGGCAAGGAGGAGGAUUCAGCAGCAGCUGGAGCAGGUGGGGCUGCAGCAACAACUGUUGCAGCGGGCAAAGCAACUAAUCGUCGUCGCAAUGCAGACAAUGAUACAGCAGCGCCGCCGCCGGCGCUCAGCGAGCGCUCCCCGACGAAAAAACGCGCAGCUGCAGCGGCGGCAGCAACGGCAGUGCAGUUGACGCUCAGUCCCACUGAUAAGCUGGAGAAGCCCAAUAAAGCAGCAACAGCAUCAGCAGCAGCGCGAAAGAAACAACAGCAACAACAACAACACCAGCAGCAGCAACAGCAGCAACAAGCAACAGCAGCUCCGGCAGCCAGCACAGGUGGAGAUUCUGAUGCUGAAGGCGCCACCUUCUAUAUACCACUGCUGCAGGGUGCAAGCGGUGGUGGUGAGGGCGGCAUACAAGGCGUGGCCGUCAAGCUGGGACGCGAAGGUCCUGACGGGCCCAAUCAGAAGGUCGUGAUGCAGGCAACGCUCGUAACUAAAGCGCAAAUGGACACCAAUUCCUCGAAGCCGCUGCCGGACAAUGAGCUGGUGAAAACGCUGCUCAAUGCCGCCAAUACAAGCAGCGAUGCCGUUGCCGCCGUCAUAGCAGCCACCAACAGCCUGAAGGCCAGCACAUCAUCUGCAGCAGCAACAGCAGCGACAGCGGCGGGCGCUGCAGCAACGGGCCUGGUUCGCGUCAAUUCGAAUUCUUCGCUCUUCUCCGGCUCUGGCAAGUCGCGCACUGCUGCAGUGACGGCCGCCUCGACAGCCCUGGCCAAGAAGUACAAGGAUGAUACGCCCAUUAAGAUGGCCAAUAAUACGGCAUUCCCGCGACACGAUGACCCCACCCAGAUGGUCGAGGCGCCUAUAUUUAAGCCCACCGAGAAGGAGUUCGCCGAUCCCAUUGAAUUCAUUGAGCGCAUCACACCGAUCGCUGCCCGCUUCGGCAUCUGCAAGAUCAUACCGCCGGCCAGCUUCAAGCCCGAGUGUCGCAUCUCGGAUGAGAUGCGCUUCACGGCGUACAAUCAGUAUGUGCACAAGAUGCUGCACCGCUGGGGGCCCAGUGCCAAGGAGCUGAGCGCGAUCAAAAAGUACUUGGCCACCCAGAGCAUUGUGAUGAAUCAUGCGCCCUGGAUUGGUGGCAUGGAGGUGGAUCUGCCGCGUCUAUAUCACACCGUGCAGGAGCUGGGCGGCCUCAAGGAGGUCAUCGAGAAAAAGAAAUGGGCCCGCGUGGCCGAAGAGAUGUGCAUACCGAAGCUCGCUCAGGAUCGUGUGACCAAGCUGGACGACAUCUACUGCAAGUACUUGUUGCCCUACGACACCCUCUCACCGGCAGAGCGGCAGAAGCUCUUCGAUGAGGUCGAGGCGGAUUGGGCGAAGCGAGAGGCACGCGCUCGACGCAAUGCGGAUCGUUUUGUGAAUAGUACCGAGAGCGUUUCAAACGAGGAGGACGAUGUAUCCACGGACGAGGACGAGGAGUCGGAGGAAGAGAUCGAUGGCGUUUCGAUGGAGUGCAUUGUCAAGGGCCGCAGCAUGGCGCUCAGUCAAUUCUAUCGGAUAGCGCGCAACACCAUGGCCCUGUGGUUCAAGAGCACCGAUCCGACGGUCAACGAAGUGGAGGCUGAGUUCUGGCGCCAUGUAGCCGUGCGCGACAGUCAUGUGUGCGUGCAUUCGGGCUCCAUUGAUAGCUCGGGCUGGGGCUACGGUUUUCCUAGUCCGGGUCCCAAGGGCAAGGGCUCAAACUAUGGGCGUCAUCCGUGGAAUCUCAAGGUUUUGACCAAUAAUGCGGGCUCCGUGCUGCGCUCACUUGGACCUGUAAUGGGUGUCACAGUGCCCACGCUCCAUGUGGGCAUGCUCUUCUCCGCCUGUUGCUGGUAUCGUGAUCCCCAUGGGCUGUCCUGGAUAGAGUAUCUGCAUACAGGUGCCUCCAAGCUGUGGUACGGCAUACCCGACGACCAGAGCGCCAAUUUCCGUUCGGCGUUGACGUCGCUGAUACCGACGCACUGUCAGAAUAAGACGAUUUGGCUACCCUGUGAUACGGUGAUGGUACCUCCCCAUAUGCUCACCGAUCGCGGCGUCUCGCUGUGCCGCAUCGAGCAGAAGCCGGGCGAGUUCAUUGUAGUUUUCCCGCGCGCCUAUACCUCCAGCCUUGCCACGGGCUAUGUGGUCUCUGAGAGCGUCUAUUUCGCAACUAUGUCGUGGCUUGACUUAGCCAAGGAUGAUUUCAGGGACAUUCAUGAGAGCUGUGAACCGGCAAUGUUCUCCCUGGAGCAAUUGCUCUUCGCUCUAGGCUACGAUCAGCGCGUCAAUUCGGAUACACUGCAGCAAAUGCUGCCCAUGCUAAACGAGGUCUGCGAGAAGGAAUCUGCGGCACGCGAGCAGCUCAGGGCCGCUGGCGUCACAUCCACCGAAAAAGUGCAGGCGGAGAAGGGUCAAAAGGCCAAGAAGCAACAGCAACCGCCGCACAAAUCAAUUGAGAGCGAAUGCGAUCUAUGUCGGGCCAAUCUGUAUAUAUCGAUGGUGCGCACCGAGGAGGGCAACGUCUACUGUUUGCAGCAUGCGCUCAAAAAUCUCAACAACGGCAACAUUCAGGCCAAGCAAUGUAAACUAAUCUAUGCGUACAAUGUCGACGAUAUUCAACAGCUGAUACGGCAGCUCCAGGAGAAGAUUCAGCACAAGGCAGCCGUUAAGAAAAAGUAGCAACGUCGGCGACGCUACUAAAUGAGCGCAAUUAUGAUAUAAACGAUCUAAAACGAUUUAAACAGCAGUGUUUAAGUAUCUUUGUAUAUAGGAAAUAGCAUAUAUGCAUAAAUGUAUUUAUAAAUCUUGUAGCAUAUAGAUUAUAUAUAGAUUUAUACAUAUAUGUGUGUGUAGGGUUUUCAUCGUGGCAAUGCUUGCAAUUUGACUAGUUUAUACAAACAUAAAUAUAUAUAUAUAUAUAUACAUAUACGUGUAUAGAUAUAUAUUUAUAGGAAUGCAUCAACAAUAGGUGUAUAUAGCAACUAAUAAUGUUUAAGUAACGCGUUUGCAAUGAUUUUGUUUUCCAUUUUCUUUUGUUAUUACUGAGUAUAUAUAUAUAGAUUUAUCCUGUGUGUUAUUGAUUGUAUAUGUAUAUAUACUUAUACUGAAAGAAUCAACUUAGGAAUUAGUUAGCUUACAAUUAAGUCAAGAGCUUGCGCUCGCCGUCAGUUAAUACAAAGAUUUAAGCACACUGCUAACGAGUGGCAAUUUCUACUACCUUUUUUACACUAAAAUAUGUACGAUUAACAAUUACUAUAAGCAACAUAUAGACAUCUGAUAUGAAUGGGAGACGUACUCUUAGAUAGCAAUAGCAAUAGAAAUAGAAAUAGCAGUUGGCCCAGCGCGCUAUAACCAAACUAAUCUAAUGCAAGAAUAACUUCCUAAACUCCUGGCAAAUCUUGCAGCUGAUAUAGCGUUACAUUUUAUAGAUGUUCCAGUUUGAUGUAAUGUACUUUUUAAAUAUACAUGUAUGCAUUAUUUAUCAAAUACCAGUGCUAUAUAUAGUAAAUGGAUAAGCACACACGCAAUCACACAACUCUUGACAAAGCAAACCCAAAAUAGUAAUGAAAAGUAACUAGACAACAGUCCAUAUUUCAAGUCAAAUGAGGUAUGAAUGGGAAGUUUAAUAUAGAUGUUCUAUGUAUUUAUAUAGUUGUAAAAGUGUAAUACAAUAUUUAAUUAACAAGUGCAACAAUAAAUCUUAACUCGAAAUAUUACAAGUUGCACGGUAAA